Molecule: messenger RNA, 1062 nt
Organism: Debaryomyces hansenii CBS767
Lineage: Eukaryota; Fungi; Ascomycota; Pichiomycetes; Serinales; Debaryomycetaceae
Product: NAD(P)-dependent alcohol dehydrogenase
Exons: 1
Coding region: 1-1062 (353 amino acids)
Biological process (GO): D-sorbitol catabolic process
Molecular function (GO): L-iditol 2-dehydrogenase (NAD+) activity; zinc ion binding
Source: RefSeq, a predicted model, not a curated record
AUGGCUACUAAACAAAAUAUUGGAGUUUUCACAAACCCUAAACACGACCUUUACGUUUCAGAAAUUGAGACACCUGAUGUUGGAGAUCUUUCCGAAGAGGAAGUAUUGGUCCAUGUUAGAAGCACAGGAAUCUGCGGAUCGGAUGUUCACUUUCAGAAGCAUGGUUGCAUAGGACCAACCAUGGUCGUUGAGGACGAACACAUUUUGGGACACGAAUCGGCAGGAGAAGUUUUGGCUGUUGGCAACAAAGUUAAAAUUUUGAAAGUAGGAGACAAGGUUGCUCUUGAGCCAGGUGUUCCAUGUCACACUUGCAAACCAUGUUUGACAGGGAAAUACAAUGGAUGUGAGAAUGUAGAAUUUUAUUCUACACCUCCUGUUCACGGCUUUUUAAGAAGAUAUAUCAAGCAUCCAGCUGCUUUUUGCCACAAGAUCAAUUUACUUACUUAUGCGCAAGGUGCACUUUUGGAGCCUCUUUCAGUUGUGUUUUGUGGAAUUAGACAUAUCAAUCUUAUAUUAGGUCAAUCAGUCCUCGUUUUUGGCGCUGGUCCUAUUGGAUUUGCAACUGCAAAGGCAGCUGAAGCAGCUGGAGCAUACCCUAUCAUGGUCACUGAUAUAGAACAAUCGAAGCUAGAUUUUAUCAAGAAGGAAAUUCCAAGUGCUAUCACUGCACUUGUUAAUGGAUCUUUAAAAGAAAACGUAGCAAAAGUAACGGACGAUGGUAUAAACAAUUUUGAUGUUGCAAUCGAGUGCACUGGUGUGGAGCAAUCGCUUGAGCUUGCAACUCACGCCCUUGAUUUUGGUGCAAAAUUACAUAUCAUUGGUGUCGGAAAAGAUCAUCAAAAGUUCCCUUUCAUGCUCUUGUCUGUGAAGGAAAUCAAUAUUACAUUUCAAUACAGAUAUGCCAACACAUGGCCAACCAUCAUCAAAUUGGUAGAAGCAGGCAUUAUUAAGUUAGAUAACUUAGUAACUCAUAGGUUCAAGCUCGAAGAUGCUGUUGACGCUUUCAAGCUUGCCGGAAAUCCAAAAUCUGGAGCAAUGAAAAUCCUUAUUGAAGAUUCCUAA